Cryptomeria japonica (Japanese cedar) is the source of this 1395-nucleotide messenger RNA. RefSeq names its product small ribosomal subunit protein mS80 (rPPR6)-like. The record is from RefSeq and is a predicted model, not a curated record. NCBI's taxonomy places the organism in Eukaryota, Viridiplantae, Streptophyta, Pinopsida, Cupressales, Cupressaceae. Gene Ontology annotation, molecular function: protein binding. Bases 1 to 1395 code for a protein of 464 amino acids. The transcript has 4 exons.
AUGGCAAUUUGCAAUAAAGGUAGUGGGGAUGGGCUCAACAUAAUGCGAAAGUUGUUUCAAGAAGUUGCAGAAAAGCACAAGGGAGUUGUGACUACAUCAUCAUUGGAUACUUUGAGUGAGCAUCUAUUGCAUGCAAAGAGAGUGACACAGGCUCGUAAGAUCUUCAACUGGUAUGAAGAAUUUAACUGCAAGCGUGGACCUAAAUCCUAUCUUGUCACUUUCAGUGGGCUUUGCAUGGCUUCUAUGUUUGACGAGGCAUUCACUGUUUUGGAAGAGGUGGAAAAGGCUUAUAUUUUUCCAGGAAAUGUAGGCUCUGCUGCUUCUAAAAUUGUCAAAGAGUUUUUGAACCCAGAUACUGCUGCUGAAAUUUUACAGACUAUUCCAAGUGGGGAACGUAGACACAGUUUGAAAGCUUAUUCUACAAUAGUUCGAACAUUCUGCAACAACGAGCAGAUAGAAGAAGCUCAAGCAUUAUUAUCAAAAUUGGUUGCAGAUGGUCCCCAUCCUGAUCAUGCGACAUAUAACUCCAUUGUCACUGCUCUCUGUAAAGCCGAGAGACUGGAGGAAGCCAUGUCAUUGCUUGAACGUAUGCCUACCAGACAACUAAAAUCUGAUAUAUAUGCCUUCAAUGUAAUCAUGGCCAGCUUUUCCAGGGCAGGAAAAAUGGAAGAAGCUUGUGAUGUGUAUUCAAAAGCCAAGCAGUCCUAUAUAAAUAAAAUCCCUUUUAUAACAUGCAAGAUAUUGAUAGAUGGAUUUUGCAAAUUGGGUGACACUAAAAAGGCUUAUCAGUAUUUCUCUGAGAUUAAGAACAGUGGUCAUUCUCCUAACAGGGACUUAUAUACCAAAUUGAUUAGAGCACAUGUUAUACAGGCCUUGGAUUGGCAUAUGGCGGAGAUGCUAUUACAGGAAAUGGAAAACAGGGGCUUUCAACCUUCACUACAUGUUCGAAGCCAUGUUGCUAAAAAAGAAUUGAAAGAGGAAGCUUUGCGAGCCUAUGCUGAACAGAUUAAAGGGUAUGUGUCUGUAGGACUCUGCAUCAGUCCUGUUCUUGCUGCCCCUACGUCUGCUAUUGUGUUUGCAACAUGUGGAUUGGAUGUAUUUGAUGCCCUUCUUGGUCAUGGUGUUGGUAAUUUUGUCAUGGGUGCAGGUGCUGUAGCGGUUCCUUUUGGUGAUGUUGCCUCUUCAGCUGAUGGUAAUCUUGUGGGCGUUAAGGUUCCUCCUAGACUUGCUUCCUUUGCUGUAUGGGUUGUGCCUCUUACUAUUGUUGAAGCUUCUGUUGACCCUCUUGUUACUAGUGAUGUGGCCUCUUCUAUCCUGAAGGCCCCUACACCUGUUGCUCCUGUUCAACAACAACAUUCUGCUCAUGUAGUUUCUACUUUAGAUGUUGUUCUAUAG